AUGUCUAACCUAGUUAAUAAACUCUCCGACAAGCUAUCAGGAAAUCGCCACCAUGACCAACAAGGUGACGACUAUGACGACUUCCAAAGUUCUGGACGCGGCGGUAGCUCCAACUACGGCCAAGGCCAGACCGGUCAGCAUAACAGCAACCAAUAUGGUGGCAGCGGUGGCAACUACGACCAGUAUGGUUCCCAAGGUGGCCAGAGUGGCCGUGGAGGCCAACAGAAGUAUGGAGAGAACUACACCGGUAGCGGUGGAGACAGUAACUUCUCUGACGACUUUGACAACCAAAUGAACGAUAGGGUGAGGAAUAAAAUGGGUGACGAGUACACAAAUGAUGAAUGGAGUGGUAACCGUCACGCUCAGGGAUUUGAUAGCAGCGGCGUGAAAACCAAGGACCAGAAAUGGUGA
Molecule: messenger RNA, 411 nt
Organism: Ogataea angusta
Lineage: Eukaryota; Fungi; Ascomycota; Pichiomycetes; Pichiales; Pichiaceae
Exons: 1
Coding region: 1-411 (136 amino acids)
Source: RefSeq, a predicted model, not a curated record